AUGCGUGUCUGGCAGCUUCUCUAUUGUCACAGGUGACAGACGGUAUUUCAUCAAAACCUCAAAAGGAUCAACACAUAUACUGUGCAGCUCGACACAUACUGUCAUUAUAGAGGGGUAUUGCACCACUUUGAUUCCAGCGCGUUAUUGGGUAGGCUAGGCCAGGAAUAACGACCAUGGAAUCAUCUAUUGAAAUGAAUAUUGAACUGUAGAAGGCCAGUGAUUCGAGUUGAGCUAAUAUGGGCUACAUUCAGCAACAAUGCAACACCAAUCGAUAGAUUGAGAUACUGUGGUAAUCAUAGUGAUCAUAGAUUUGACAGUAACAGCCUGCCUGUGUUUUAACAUGGGGAAAAUAGGUCCUUGUUUUCACACCACUACAUGUCCAAACAGGAGUGUGUAACAGGUAGAGUAAUGCAGCUGGGAUCUGUUGCUUUGUUGUUGUUAUAUGUAUUGGUGAUAUAAAGCCCACUGUAAAUGCAUAUCAGUCAAUCCGGGGCAAAUAUUUCCCCUCAUCAGCAGUUCUGUGUUCUGAUGAUCCGAGCAUUCCUCCCAGGCUGUUAUGUACUCAUUCAGACUGCCACAGAUGGCCAGCCAUUGUAACCCGCUUGCCCAGCAACACACAGACAGGCCUAUGGAUGGAUUGUAUACAUUCCUCAAUUAAAUCUGCCUUUCAAAACAAAACACAUAUGUCUAUCAAUUCUGUGGCAUUCAAAGGGGUUCAUGGUUCCAUGUAGUCUGUCCAAUUAGAAACACCAGUCACCUAUUUCAGAGAAAUAGACAUUUUGGGGGAAGAUAAUGGAGGUUUUUGACUUUGAAGACAUGAUACAUUUUUAUUUGUGGCCAGUAGGCUUGUAGCCAGCCUAAACAGAUUAGAGUUUUCCACUCAUCUCCGAAGUGUCUAUAUCGUAUUGUAUUUCUUUUGAACCACUAGUUGAUGGAUUUAUCACUGACAAUACAACAACAUUUUAGCUAGAAAUCGUGUGAAGCAUGGGUGACUGGAGCUUUCUGGGGCGGCUGCUGGAGAACGCUCAAGAACACUCCACCGUGAUUGGCAAGGUGUGGCUGACAGUCCUCUUCAUCUUUCGUAUCCUGGUCCUGGGGGCGGCUGCGGAGGAAGUGUGGGGAGACGAGCAGUCGGACUUCACCUGCAACACGCAGCAGCCCGGUUGCGAGAACGUGUGCUACGACGAAGCCUUCCCCAUCUCGCACAUCCGCUUCUGGGUGCUGCAGAUUAUCUUCGUGUCCACGCCCACCUUGAUCUACCUGGGACACGUGCUGCACAUUGUCCGCAUGGAGGAGAAACACCGGGAGAAGGAGGAGGAGCAGCGGAAGGCCAGCCGGCACCAGGAGGAGAGAGACCCUCUGUACAGGAACGGAGGAGGAGGAGGGAAAAAGGAGAAGCCCCCCAUCAGAGACGAGCACGGUAAAAUCCGCAUCCGGGGGGCUCUCCUGCGCACGUACGUGUUCAACAUCAUCUUCAAGACGCUGUUCGAAGUGGGCUUCAUCCUGGGUCAGUACUUCCUGUAUGGCUUCCAGCUCAGCCCCCUGUAUAAGUGUGGUCGCUGGCCCUGCCCCAACACGGUUGACUGCUUCAUCUCACGCCCCACAGAGAAGACCAUCUUCAUCAUCUUCAUGCUGGUGGUAGCCUGCGUUUCCCUGCUACUCAACCUGCUGGAGAUAUACCACCUGGGAUGGAAGAAGGUGAAGCAGGGGGUCAGCAACGAGUUUGGGCCCGACAGAAUGGUGCUCCCCCUGGCCAGAGACGAGGCGGUGGAGUCCAACAUGAUCCAGGAGGGGAUCGCCCACCCGGCCCUCAACUGCCUGCCCACGUACGGUGGCGUGAACGUGGUGUACCUGCCCGACGAGCAGGCAAACGCCACGGACGCUUUAUCCGAGCAGCAGGCAGCGGCGGCAGAACUCAAGAUGGACCCUUUCCAUGAAGACUUCCUGCUGGAGGCUCCUCCCACGUCCUUCUACGGCAGCGAGGGCAAUGGCCAGCAGCAGUCCGUGGAGCAGAACUGGGCCAACAUGGCCAUGGAGCUGCAGACUCUGGACGCUGCCAAGUCCUCCUUGUACCCUCCUCCUCCCUCCUCCCCUUCUCCGCCACCCUCCUCCUCCUCCCACAACUCCUCUGACCAGGAGCAGUCACCCCCUCCACCGGACACUGCCCCUCCUAUCCCCGACUCCCGCUCCUCCACCCUCCCGCUGCGGGAAUCGAGAAGGAGUGAGGAGCACCAGCAGCAGGAAGAAGAGGCGGCGCUGCCGCUGACGCACGUUGAUGAUGUCACGGUGACCCGGGUGGAGAUGCACGAGCCGCCUGUUUUCAUAGCGGCGGACGCCCGCAGGCUGAGCAGGGCCAGCAAGACCAGCAGUGUCCGAGCCCGGCCCGACGACCUUGCCGUGUAACACAUACACACACACACACUCUCACACACCUUCACACAAUCACAUACCAACACAUGCAGACCCCUAUCCACCACCGCACCCCAACGCCUCUGGGUUCUAUACAUUAUAUAUCUUUGAGGCUCAGGUGUCAAAUGUUGUGUGAAAUACAGAGGCGAUGUGGGGGGGGGGGGGGGCCUCGGAGUUGAGAUGCUCCUGACAUUACUCUCUACAGAAGUUGCGUUAUCUGGAGAUGCAUUCGGUGAGGUGAGGCAUAGCUUAGUGCUUCAACGUUAUGAAGUGCCAACACGUAUGUGGAGAGGGAACACACACAUUCACUGUUUGCAGCUCAGAUGCCAUGAAAGGAUUAGAGAUAUUGGACUAACUAGUUUGGGACAUUAGCAACAUUUCGGAUGAAUAUAAUUCUGCUGUUUUCUUUAUUCUUUGAUGGUAGACAUCAGAAGAGGGUUUGCGCUUUCGUUUAUUUUUUUCUCUCCCCCCUUUCUCUUUCUUUUCUUGUGAUGGACCCUUUAAGAUGAAGCCGAUGUGUCCUACUGUCUCUUCCUGGUGUCUGUCUGUCUGCAUCAUAGCUAGCCGUCUGUCUGUUCCAUGCUCACCCUUCCUAUUAAGCUGAAUGAAGAGAGGGACGCUCUGACAGUAUGGUGGAGUGGAGAGAGAUGGGGAUAGGGUACCUGGGUGGCACUUUAUUCAAAAUGACUUGCUAUUUACUUACAAAUGACAUGUUAAUCACACACGACUAGGCACAUUUUGGUACCAGGUAGUUAACAAUGAAGUACCCUCUGAUAAUAUGUAAUGUACCAGUAAAUACCAGGUUAAUACCAGUGCAUAAGGUAACGUCCUACCGGUUAUUGUCGUGUGUAGCCAUACUAGUGUGAAGCGUCAACCUAUGUUACCACCGCGAUCCCAACCUGAGGCUUUGGUCUUUAGGAUUCACAGGCUUUGUGUGUGUGUGUUUCUCUCUGUGUGUGUGUGUGUGUGUGUGUGUGUGUGUGUGUGUGUGUGUGUGUGUGCGUGCGUGCGUGCGUGCGUGCGUGCGUGUGUGUGCGCAAUAGAUAUAUUAUAGAGUCUUGUUUCAAUGUCUACAACAACAUUUAGGCAGUUACAUCCGGGUAAAUAAUAUAUAUAUGUAAAUAUAUUACAUAGUACAUACAGGGUAUAUUAUACAUAUAGAAUUAUGACUUCUAAAGAACCCAUACUGAUGCUUGUGUUUGCAGUGUGUCAAAGAAGUGUGUGUCCUCAUCGUAAAGAAAUUCAGCAGAUUUAAGACUGUAGGCCCCCACUGGUAGUCAGUAUGGGAAGUUUCAGUAUAGUGCUUGGAGAGAGUAGGCAAUAGAAUUGCUAGAAGAUAGGUAGAUACGGAGUAUUAUUUAAGGCAAUGACAUUUCAUUCUUUGUUACUGAGUCAUAAUAGCAAAAUCAAUAGGAAUGUGCAUUUGCAUAUCUUUUUCUUAAACUCCUGCCAGUUUUUUAAAUCAGAAAAUGGCUCUUAACAUGCAAUUGUAUUUCUUUUAAGCUUCCUGGUUUUUUCUCUCCGGAUUAAUUCAUUUUAUUGUCAUCUAACAUUCAGGAAAAAAUCAUAGCUAUCGAACAAUGUUUUGGACAAAAUCUCUUUUGCAUUUUGUACCUCUUUAUGUUUUGAACAACGGUAUAUUCUGUUACUGUGAAACUACAACUCACUACUAUAGACUCCCUCAAGCACUUGACCUUUGACCUUGUUAUGAUGAAAUCAUAUGUUAUCAUUCCACCACCACCUGGGGUUAUUACCAUAAAGCAACAAGAAGCAGGGGGCACUUCAAUUUUGCCACGUAAAGUAAGAACAAAAAGUUGUGAUUCUUACAGUACAUUUCAACAAUGUAGAUAGGCUGUUUGUUCCCAUUUCUCUCUCUAUCUCCCUCUCCCUUACCCUCACACUCGUCCUUCCUCCCUUUCUUUUCUCUCUUUCUUUUAUUCUCUCUCUACACACACACACACACACACACACACACACACACACACACACACACACACACACACACACACACACACACACACACACACACACACA
Messenger RNA from Oncorhynchus gorbuscha (pink salmon), 4443 nucleotides. Its product is annotated as gap junction alpha-3 protein-like. Gene Ontology annotation, biological process: cell communication. The transcript is spliced from 4 exons. Gene Ontology annotation, cellular component: connexin complex. The record is from RefSeq and is a predicted model, not a curated record. Bases 985 to 2403 code for a protein of 472 amino acids. NCBI's taxonomy places the organism in Eukaryota, Metazoa, Chordata, Actinopteri, Salmoniformes, Salmonidae.